Aspergillus piperis CBS 112811 is the source of this 1698-nucleotide messenger RNA. RefSeq lists its product as uncharacterized. The transcript has 2 exons. Gene Ontology annotation, cellular component: cytoplasm; nucleus. The coding region runs from base 382 to 1224 and encodes 280 amino acids. Lineage: Eukaryota; Fungi; Ascomycota; Eurotiomycetes; Eurotiales; Aspergillaceae. The record is from RefSeq and is a predicted model, not a curated record.
CGACAACGUUUGUGUCACCUUCUGGCGUCGUGUAACAAUGGUCAGCGUCGCUGUUAACUUUUCCCAAAUAUCGUUCGCCUAUUAUUUGUGAACAGUAUGGGAAUCCUGCAUACUUCCCAUGAAAGUGGAUCAGGAAUCUCUCUGCUGACCCCAGUUCCCACACCAUAGAUAACGUCAGCCUCUGCAAGGACAUAUUUGUUAGGCAGAUAGCUUACUAUGAAUGGUGAGUACCGCCAUGGUACUGGUGGCCAAGAGCCCUUUAAAUUCCAUUAGUAGGGCGAACAGCAUGAUGUGACUCGAAGCAGCCUUACGGGGCUUUGUCCAACCGUGUCCAACCGCAUCCUAUACUGGGAGAACACCAAACCAAAAGCAGCAAACAAAAUGAAAAUCCUCUGCCUUCAUGGCUACGGUACGGGGCCUGAUAUUCUGCGAUAUCAACUUUCAGGGUUGAUGCGAGAUGCUGACCCGAGCUGGGAGUUUCAUUUUCUCUCAGGUGAAGUUGAAUGCCCGCCUGCGCCAGGCAUUGAGAGCACUUUUCCACCUCCAUAUUACUGCUGGACGCGGUCCUUUGAUGCAGGGGAGAUUGAUGCAGCCCAUGCCUUGAUCGAAGAGGCCAUUGACGAGCAUGGCCCUUUCGACGGGGUUUUGGGAUUCAGUCAAGGCGCUGCACUCGCGAUUUCGUUCCUGCUCGAGCACAGAAUGGCAUAUCCAGAUGAGCUCCUACCUUUCCGUUUUGCAAUAUUUUAUUCGCCCACAAUUCCAUGCGCCGCGAAUGAAGCUUCCUGUCAGUCGGUAUUCGGUUCUCUUUCAUCAGUCGAUCAGCAACGUCUCCGCUCAGGGCAAGAUAAACAGAUUGCACAGCUUCCAGAACCAGUUCGUUCUGUCACCGAGAGCUUUGUGAAGGUGAUUAAGGGAACCAAGUCUAUAACACGCGAGCCGGUGUCAUUUUUCCUUGAUCGCCCGCUUGAUCUCGUCCCGUGCGUCCUGCAUCCAGACGUAGUACCAACACGUAUAACACUUCCAUCUGUCCACCUGCGUGGAAAGGAAGAUAUACCUGGGUUGGACGAUUGUGGCCUUCUCGUCGAGGCUCUUUGUGACUCUAAAACUCGGAAGUCAAUCAAACAUUCGGCUGGUCAUAAUAUACCGAGGUCAGGGCCAGAGAUAAGGCAAAUGCUGUCCGCCCUGGAAUGGGCUGUGGCGCAGAGCCAGCUACCAACACACUAAAGCAUCGUUCGCUCAUCUAAAUGCGGCCCUGUAUUCGCAUAAAGACAAUCGAGAUGCGACUACGCUGCUCUUUUAGUGACGUAAUCCUAUGAAUCCUAGUCGUGGUUAGUCACGGUUUCACCAUGGGGCUUUUCAAAGUUGCUAUAGUGGCACCAACUUGCGUGCAUGUAUGCGCCAGCGUUGUCUAUUAUAGAGACCUAGAGCAAGUCGCGAGAAGUCGAGAAAGGAAAGUCUUGACGUCAGUCAUACCUCUCAUAUGCAGGUCUCAAGGAUCAUCACUGCGACUAAAAGGUAGUUAAGAUCGGCAGAUUGUAGAAAGAACGUUUCUCGUACAGCAAGGGAUGAAGGCUGCCCCAUCUGGACUUUCUGAUCGUCGAGCCUAUACCACGGGUGAUGUAACUCACGUAUCUGUGGUCUCUUCUCCGGAAUGAUGGAGUGGGGGUUCAAGUGUAUAAAAAAGCCUAAAAUUCUCUC